Messenger RNA from Anopheles marshallii, 2949 nucleotides. RefSeq lists its product as uncharacterized. NCBI's taxonomy places the organism in Eukaryota, Metazoa, Arthropoda, Insecta, Diptera, Culicidae. Gene Ontology annotation, cellular component: plasma membrane; cytoplasm; dendritic spine. The record is from RefSeq and is a predicted model, not a curated record. Gene Ontology annotation, biological process: chemical synaptic transmission. The transcript has 12 exons. Gene Ontology annotation, molecular function: protein binding. The coding region runs from base 1 to 2949 and encodes 982 amino acids.
AUGUAUUGCACCAACGAUGGCAAACAUUCGCUCUCCGGGUCAAUUGGCGAGGUGAAAACGCAUCCAGUUGGCAGUCAGCUGCAUUCGCACGAUCUGUACAGUGAUAAAGAGUCGGAGCUACACUUUUGGGAUGGACAGUCGGGCAUGAAUCAAAACACAACCCCGGUCAGCACCGUACUGCAUUCGCCGGAACCGAGCACGGCGGAACAUGAGCCGAAAAUUCGUUUCCAGCAGCGGCAUCAGAUCCAAGUAGGUCGGAGCCCAGUGGGUAGUGGCGGACAUAAUGGUAGCAGCGAUUCGACCACCGCCUCCAGUCCGGUACUAUUGCCACAGUGUCAUCAUUCAACGGCUAACGCAGCUACCAACAUCGUCGUCAUGCCGGCCGGUGCUCACGUUUAUUCGACACAAUCGAUCCUGUCCGAUGGCGAGAUUGUUGUGUUUGAUGAUAUCGAACCGAACUGGUCGUCGAGUGGUGUUCAUGGUUCGGAAAUGUCGAUCUUGGUUGGCGGAAACACACCAAACAAAGAAACGCACACAGAAACCGCUACCAAGAUACAGACCAUUAUAGGAGGGCUAACGAUUGCGGAGUACGAGGGUUCACCGCGACGUUUCGGCACAAUCUAUUCCAACAACUAUUCCACGCCGGAUGGCACUAUACGACCUGGUAGCAACAAUUUCCCACGGCCCGGGUUUCCAAAGCGUGUCGAGUCAGGCGCAGCAGACGAUGGACGACCACGGCUGAUCGAGUUGGGCCAGAACAAUGAGGCGAGCUUCUACAAUAAAAACAAUACGAUGGGCGGGGACGACGUGAAUUUUCAAAUAGAUACCAAAUAUUACAACUGUAAACAGCACGUGGCUUUAGGCGAUGAUUUUAUGCCCGCUGAUAGCAGCAUUCACAAACCGCACAGUUUUGUUCUGUCACCUGAAACAGACUACCGGCCAGGAAGCUUUGUAAGAAUAAAAACUGCCGGCGUGAAUGCUAAAGGCGACGCAAAGGAAACGAUUCUCAACGAGCCGUGUGUAGAGUAUGAGGACAUGUGCAAUAGUAUGCCGAUUCUGGAGGAUGGCCUCUCGAGCGGUCAUGCAUCCGACUCAGAAGGUAACACAGUGACGAACAGCUGUGAUGGUGAGAUGGGUGGACCGCACGGGUUGCAUAUGAUGCGACAGGAUCAACACUACCACCAGCACGGCAACAGCGAUGGUCCGUACGAUGGUUCCGAUGUGCAGAACGGUCGAGAUUGUCUAGCGAACGAUAUUCGAGAGGCGCUCAACGAUAUCAAGUCUACGCUGCAAAACACGAAAACGCUUCCGGCGGAUGACCGACGCGACAAUGUGGACCAAAUUGAUGAAUCGUUCCCACAGUACGCUGACGAUUCGCCAGUGUGGGUGCUCAGGACGAUGGAUAGGCCUCCGGAACAGGACACCCCUUCUGGUUCAAAUCCGUCAGUUCGACACAUAAAUGCCUCCGAGCUGGAGGAGGAAACGGAUACCGAUUUGGAGACUGAUAGAUUGCUCGGCCAUCAGCAGAACGUUACCGAGCAGAACUAUUACGAUCAUAAUAGCUCCACAGACAUUGGUGGGUUUUCGAAACCUAUAUCACCAAAUUCAGCCUCAUUAGCUAAGCUAAAACGCUACCAGACCGCCAUCAGGACCGACAGUGAAGUUUACGUUCCUAGCGAUAUUACAUUAGAAAAUUUACCGGAAAUAGAAAGCAAAGGAAGGCAUAAAACUAGAGAAGGUCUGUUGGAUCCGGCAGUGCUGAUCGAAGGUGUUCUGUUCCGAGCGCGGUACCUUGGCUCGACGCAGCUAGUGUGCGAAGGCCAACCGACCAAAUCGACGCGCAUGAUGCAGGCGGAAGAAGCCGUCUCCCGGAUCAAAGCUUUGGCACCGGCGGGAGAGUCACAACCAAGCACGGAGGUGGAUUUGUUUAUUUCGACAGAAAAAAUCAUGGUGCUGAACACGGAUCUGAAGGAGAUCAUGAUGGACCACGCGCUGAGGACGAUCUCCUACAUCGCCGACAUCGGCCAGCUGGUGGUGCUGAUGGCUCGGAGACGGUUCGUUGCCACCGGCAACACCGCGCCGGAAGCGACGGACGAUGCUGGUGGCAACACGGCCGGCACGGACACGGAUACCGGCCCGCCCAACAAUGCCGACAGUCCGAAGAAGCGCAGCGGCAACCGCACACCGAAGAUGAUCUGCCAUGUGUUCGAGAGCGAGGAGGCACAGUUCAUUGCUCAGAGCAUCGGCCAAGCGUUUCAGGUCGCGUACAUGGAGUUCCUGAAGGCGAACGGAAUUGAGGACCACAGCUUCAUGAAGGAGCUCGACUACCAGGAGGUGCUGAACAGUCAGGAAAUCUUCGGCGACGAGUUGGAGAUUUUCGCGAAGAAGGAACUGCAGAAGGAGGUGGUGGUGCCGAAGGCGAAGGGCGAAAUACUCGGCGUGGUGAUCGUCGAGUCCGGCUGGGGCUCGAUGCUACCGACCGUGGUGAUUGCGAACCUAGCGUCUUCCGGUGCGGCCGCUCGCUGCGGCCAGCUGAACAUCGGCGAUCAGAUAAUCGCCAUCAACGGACUGAGCCUGGUCGGGUUGCCGCUUUCCACCUGCCAGGGUUACAUCAAGAACACCAAGAACCAAACCGUGGUGAAGUUCACGGUCGUCCCGUGCGCCCCAGUGGUGGAGGUGAAGAUCAAGCGACCAAACACGAAGUACCAGCUCGGAUUUAGCGUUCAGAACGGUGUGAUUUGCAGCCUGCUUCGCGGUGGAAUUGCCGAACGCGGCGGUGUUCGAGUGGGUCAUCGCAUCAUCGAAAUCAAUAACCAAAGUGUCGUUGCAGUGCCGCACGAAAAAAUUGUAAACCUACUCGCCACAUCCAUCGGGGAGAUACUGAUGAAAACGAUGCCGACGUCGAUGUUCCGACUGCUCACUGGACAGGAAAAUCCCAUCUACAUUUAA